Molecule: messenger RNA, 3110 nt
Organism: Trachemys scripta elegans
Lineage: Eukaryota; Metazoa; Chordata; Testudines; Emydidae
Gene: TLNRD1
Product: talin rod domain containing 1
Exons: 1
Coding region: 1294-2361 (355 amino acids)
Molecular function (GO): actin binding
Source: RefSeq, a predicted model, not a curated record
CACAAAAGAUUUCUAUAGGCUUAAGUGAGGUUACAGCAAAGGCAACGGGGAGGUGGGGGGGAGGAGUGGGCGAAGCAGCCUCCCUUAGAGCCAUGCAGCGUCUGGCUGGCAGAUCCGCAGCAGCCGCCUCUCCCCAGUAGUUUGUUUUAGGGCCCGGGCAGAGGGAUCGGAGGAGAGAAGGCGGCCGAAGGGUGGUUUCCCCCCCCCCCCCCCCCCCCCGGGGAGUUGGUGAUUCAGCCAGAAAAAUGGCAGGAGGAGAGCGAGGCCGAGCGGGUCGCAGCAUCUGCCGCUGCUGCAGCCCGGAGCCACCACCCUUGUUUGCGGGGAGAGUCUAAGUUCGUGCCGCGGCAGCAAGAGGCCACCGAGGAGCCGGGCGAAGUCGGAUCGGAUGCGCCCACGUCCGGAGGGCCCGCGGAGAGGCGGGGAUGGAGCCAGGCGGCAGGGAGCGAGCUCGGGGCGGCUGGAUGCAUGAGCAAGGCAGGAAGGCGUGAGGCAGCCGCAGAGGGAAGGGGAGAGGAUCCCUCCCUCCCCGCCAGCAGCCGGAUCCGGUGGCUCUUUUGCUCUCCCCCUCCCGUUGCACCGAGGUGGGUGGGGUGUGUGCAAACAGUUCGCGAUCCCAGCAGCGCAAACACUAAGUCUGUGCCCAGCUCCUCCAGGGCUCGUGCAGAGCGACCGGGCCACACCCUCGGCUGUGCUUCCUGAUACCAGGAGAUGCGGGUCUGCCGCCGCCUGCGACUGACUUCUCGGGGACAUGUAAAGGAGGAGCACAUGGUUCGCAGUCGCCUCCUUUCGGACCAGUGGGAUUUUUUUUUCGAAGGAGUUAAACGGCAAUAAGUUGGAUGUUUCUUUUCUAAUUCAUGUCAACUGGUUUGCAUCCGUCAUGUAUUCACCGUGAAGAGGGAACUUUGCAAAAAUCCAGCUGCCGGGAAGCAAACCAACCACCACAGCACAGAUCAGCGUGCAAAAUAAAUACAAAAAACAGAUCAUGCGGGGAAGGGACCCGGUGGCUCCCCCAGAGCAGCAGCCCGCCGCUGGCCCGGAGGUCUAGCCAGUGCAUUGCAAAGGGGAGAGGCCGGGGCUUGAGCAAGUGCGGAGGAUUUUGCUUUCCACCCACCCACUCCCAGCAGCCCCAGCCCCGGCGCCCAGAGGGUUUUUUUUUACUCGCGGAGAUUAAUGGAAUGAUGGUGCGGAAAAGGCAGAGAGAUCCUGCCGGGCUCAGUCGGGACUGCUCGGGCGGCGGGAGAGGCGGUGGCAGUGGGGUCGCAAGAGGCAUGCGAGUGCCCCCCCGGCGCGAUGGCUAGCGGUGGCUCUGGCAAGUCCACUAGCGAGGUGUCCAGCAGCGCCGUCCCCAGCAGCAGCUCGCUGCAGAGGAAGAAACUCGUCUCAAUCUGCGACCACUGCAAGAUCAAGAUGCAACUGGUGGCGGAUCUGCUCCUGCUGUCCAGCGAGACCAGGCCGGUGAACACCGAGAGCCUCUCGGUCUUUGGGGAGUCCUUCGAGAAGUGCAGGGACACGAUCAUUGCCAGGACCAAGGGGCUCUCCAUCCUGACCCACGAUGUCCAGAGCCAGCUCAACAUGGGGCGCUUCGGGGAAGUGGGGGACAGCCUGGUGGAUAUGGGGAACCUGGUGGUCUCCCUCACUGAGUGCUCUGCCCAUGCUGCCUACCUGGCUGCUGUGGAGACACCAGGGGCUCAGCCUGCUCUGCCCGGCUUGGUGGAUCGCUACAAGGUGACCAGAUGCAGGCACGAGGUGGAGCAUGGCUGUGGGAUCUUAAAAAACACCCUUUUGCCAGACAUGAGCCCUCAGCUCCUGCUGGAGGUUUCCCAGAACAUGUCCAAGAACUUGAAAUUCCUGACAGAUGCCUGUGUCUUGGCCAGUGAGAAAUCCAAGGAUAGGUUUGCCAAGGAGCAGUUCAAACUCAGCGUCAAGUGCAUGAGCACCAGCGCCUCUGCCUUCCUGGCAUGUGUCAAGGAGGUCAAGACUUCACCCAGUGAGCUGACCAGGAACCGGUGCGUCUUGUUCAGUGGACCCUUGGUGCAAUCUGUCCAUGCUCUGGUGGGCUUUGCCACUGAGCCCCAGUUUUUGGGUAAAGCUGCCACCAUUAAUCCAGAGGGCAAAGCUGUGCAAACUGCCAUUCUAGGAGGGGCCAUGAGCGUGGUAUCUGCUUGCGUGCUCCUGACCCAAUGCCUCAGGGAUAUAGCCCAACACCCAGAAAGUAGCACCAAAAUGACAGAUUACAGGGAAAGGUUGAGGAACUCGGCUUGCGCCGUCUCAGAAGGUUGCAACCUGCUAUCUCAGGCACUAAGAGAAAGAUCUUCACCCAGGACUUUACCGCCAGUGAACUCCAAUUCUGUGAAUUAACCUCCACCCCCCCGUUUAGAUCUCAGUCAUUGCUAAAGGAAAAUAAUAUCCCACCUCCCCAAGUCCUGGUUUUUGUAUACCAAAGAAUUUGCUUAGAUGAGCCCAAUCCUUUGAUUUUAUGUGGUGAGGGAACACAGCAGCAACAUACUUAAACUAUAUAUACGCAAGAAGAGGUGGUCAGACUAAUUAGUGGCCAGUUUAGGCAUUUUUGUAAUUGAGUAAUUAUUCACAAAUAUAUUUUCCAUCAAUCAAUAAGGUCUAUAUACAAACAAAAGGUAAUCAAAAAAGUUUUAUACCUGAGGAGGUGGGGAAAUCUAAAAAGCUUUAAUCGCGCUGGGUGCGGUUUUUAAAGUUUGUCUUGUCUUGUCUUCCAAAAUUUCCCUUCUAAAUUCCACUGUUCAGUUGUGCAGGAAAAAGAAGUUACCUCAGUUUUCACGUAUAAAAACAAACCAACACCACCUAGAUGAUGGAUGUAGCUACUUUCGGGAGGGGGGAGGAGAAUGGGGAUCUAAUUUCUUUUGAAUCAAGUGUUAGGUUAGAGAAGUGCAUUUGGUGUGCAGGAGUGGAGAUUGUGAUUAUGUUUUCCAUGUGUUGAUUUCCAAACUGGGGGAAAAGCUACUGUGAGUGUUUAAACAAACAAAAAAUUACACUAUAACUAAAAUGAUUUUUAAUUUUUUUUCCAAUGUCAGUUUUUAUCUUGCAUGUACUGGAGUAUUUAUUUCAUCUAUUAAAAUGUUAUGUUUCUCAGA